AUGCCAAAUUUAACUACAAAUCAAAAGAUAGCUAUAGCUUUGAGCGUACCUGUUGCUGGAGUUUUAUUUUAUUUUUUACUAAAAUGGGCUCAGGAAGAUGAUGAAUUUGGCGAAGAUACAAAUUAUGAGGAAGAGGAGUUUGUGUCAAGUGCUGAUCUGGUGUCUGAGUUGCAGAUAUCACAGUCUCAUGUUGGGGCUGUUAUAGGUACUGUGUCGUGAAUUGUGUUUCUCGUUGAUAAUCUAUAAUCUGAUUAAAGAAUUUAUACGUAAUACGACUGUUUUAAAAUAUAUGAAGUCAAAAUACAAGCUGCAUCCACUAUGCAGCAUCUGUAUUGUACAUGAUAUACAUUUUGCCAAUUGUGUUAUGGGCAAUGUCCAUAUUCAUGUUAUCACGAAAAAAGGGUAAAAUUUGGGGAUUCCACUCCAAAAACACUUAAAAUAAAAUAUCAAAUCUUUAUAUACUCUUGAUAAUUUCACAAAUUUGCAAAUAAUUGCACAACAGUUUACGAAAAAGGUUAAAUUGAAAAACUUAACAGGCUCGGAAAUUAUAGCAAAAUAAAAUUUUUUUGUUAGAUUGGACUCCCUGCUAGUCAAAUGUCUUGAUUUUGCCUCUUGGCCUCUCAAGUAGUUUGGCUUUUUUGUGUCUAUAAGUUAACAGUUGACAAGAAUUUUUUAAAUAUUUGGCUUUUCUCAUUUGACCUCUUUAAGCUCUUUUGGUAGAUUUUGGCAAUUUACCAAUGUUGUUAACUCGGAGAGUACUUUAUUAAUGAUGUGCCAAAGCCUAUUAUUCUAUCGGCAGGCAGGCUGCAUAUUUAUUGUAAAAUUUGAAAACUAUUUGAACUUUAUUACUCGAAAUAUUAUAAUGGAGCCUUCAAACCUUCGGAUUUUGACUGCUGUGUUUUAUUUUAUAAUAAUAAUGUACAAUACAUUGUAAACAAUGAAUGAAAUUUAUCUUGUGUCAUGCGAUAGUGUAAAACAACUUUAAAUCACAUUUCAUAUUUUAUCAUAAAAAUGACAAAAACUCGAGAAUAUUCAUUUUUGCCACGGUGAAAAUGUUACAGUGUUGACGUUAAAACCCACCCCACCUAAAACGUUAUUUUGACGUUUUGUGUGGCAACAUGAAUAUGAACGUUGCCCCUUAUGUUGGAACAUUAAAACAUUUGUAAUUCCUCAAUGCAAGACAGGUUGUUUUUGAAGAAUAAAAUUGUGCUUGUAAUUUUAACUACAUAAUUUAUCUAGGGCGAGGAGGCAGUGUUAUAAAACAGAUACAAAAAGAAAGUGAGACAAGAAUUAAUUUUAAAGAUGACGAUGAAGAGUCUGAAGAUGAACUAACAGAAGAGGCAAGGCCUCGGAUUCGGACAAUGGUGAUCAGAGGUUCACGAGAGAGAAUCAAAUAUGCUGAAGUUCUGAUUAAGAAGAUAAUUGACGAGCAACCAGUGUUGGAGACAAUCAUUGUUGAGGUACCACAGCGGGUUAUUGGAAGAAUCAUUGGGAAAGGUGGAAGGACUAUUCGACAGUUAUGCAGAAUUUCAGGUACUUGUCCUGCAAGCUUUCACAGACCAGCUAAUGUUUUAAGUCUUUAUUCCAUUUUUAAGUUUUUAUUCCAUUUUUUUACAUGUUGCUGAAAUAUGCUGUAGUAUUUAAUACACCAAGAUGUGUGACUUGAUGUUAAGAUUUUGAGUGGAGUAACAAUAUAAAAACAUAUUGUGUUCAACAUAUUCUAGGUGCAAAAAUCAAAAUUAAUAGUGAAAAUGAGAUUGGUGAGUAUCGACCAUGUGAGAUUAUUGGAACUGAGACACAGAUUGCAUGUGCCAAACAACUGAUUGAUGAAAAAAUAUCUGAAGACAAAGAAUUCAGAGCAAAGAGAAAAAGUUCACAGGAAGGUACACUAUUUAAAUGUUACUUUUAUUCAUAAUUAUCUUGUUAAGCCUUGCAUGUCUACAUAGGAUUUUUAUGUGACAAUUUUUAUUUGCCUGUGACCCUGUGUAGACGAGGAAAAUUUGGGCAAUUUUUGUGUGGCAAAUACAGUUGCUGAAAAAGCUAGCAUGUCAGCUUUUAUGUGACAAAUAAAAGUUGUCACAUACGAAUAAUUGCUCGUGUAGAUUACUAGAUAAAAUGUCAUUUUUUUCUCCCGUCACAUUUGUUAAUGUGUGACUUAGUGUCAGCGCCUUGUUUUUCUGUGCGAGAUACCACUGUUCACAGAUAAUUUUUAAACAGGAAUCAAGUGCAUCAACAAUUAUUUGUUGUCUCAUUUACACGACCAAAUACAUUUCUCACAUAAAAAUUGCUUGUGUAAAAACAGUGCUUUAAGCAACAUUGAAAGCCUAGCUUAUCAGUUGUCAUUUCUCGAAGUGCUAUAACCUUUGUUAAAAAUAAAUGCAAACCAAAUCAAAAGUAACCAAGUGUAAUACCGCUCGAACUCCACUUCAGCCUCUUAAGUGCUGCUAUUAGUUAUAAUUUGGGCCCACAGUAAUUGUCUCACACUGUUUUGGUCACACUGCCUGUAGUCAUGUAUAUUUUCCUUGUUCUUGUUUUGUGUAUUGUAAUAUGGCGAAACUAAUAUUAAAUAAAUAAAUAAGGAAAGAGCAUUGCACCUAUUUUUAGUCUGUAAAAUAAAAGAUUUUAUUUGACAUGAAAUCAGAAACCCUUCUUAGUAUAUUAAAAUAUAUUUCAAUGUAGUUGUAUGGAUUUUUUACAGCAAAGGACAAGUUGACAUUUGCACAUUUACCUGUGCAUGGUGAGUACUUUGGGGUAUAUGUGUCUGCAAUGGACAAACCUGGGCAUUUCUGGAUACAGAACAUCACGACAGAUGCCAAAUUACUCGACAACCUUGUUGAAGAAAUGACUCAGUUUUAUGGAGAUAGGGGUCAAGGUCACAGGUUGAUACCACCCAAAGUUGGCGACUUGUGUUGUGCAACGUUUCAGCAUGACGAGGCAUGGUAUCGAGGUGAGGUCGUCCAAGUUCUGGAAGAUAGAAGUGAAAUUCGGAUUCAUUAUCUUGAUUUUGGUGAUACUGGUGUGAUCUCUAUGGCAAAUGUCAAGGAAAUAAGGUCUGGAAAAUAAAAUUGUUUUUAGGCUAAUGUACUUGUGUUGCCCAGUGGUGUUGCCACGUUCUAUCGCAUUCCCAUUAAGCCUUUGCGCUCCCAUUGUUUUUCUGGUCAUCGGUUUAUACCAGCUGAUAUUUUGUUAGCUGAUCGGUUUUUACCAGUUUAAAUAAAGAAGUUAUUAUUAUUAUUUCCACUGAUCUCUAUUCCCAACUGAUGCGACAAGGGACGAGGCAGCUAUGUGUUGUACAUAUAGUUGAGAUUCUCAUUGACAUCUCUCUAGGAUGAGCUCUUUGCUGCUGGGUCUCAAUAGUGUGUGUAUUAGAGGGAUGUGACUGUAUUGUAUUUAAUUAAUGCCAAGUUUCCCUUUUGUUGAUUGCACUGUGUCCUGAUUUUGAAACUGAAAACAUUAGGUAAUAUCAGGAAUUCUGGUGUAGAAAUAUGAUAUUUUCACCUUGGAAAAUUUAUUGAAUUUUUUUAUUGGUGUUAACAGGAAAGAAUUUUGUGAUCUGCCAUUUCAAGCUGUUGAAGUUUAUCUGGCAAAUAUCAAACCAAAAGGUUGGAGCAUGUUUAGUAAUUAUCAUGAUUUACUGGAGGGUUGCACCCUCCCUAAAAAUGAUCUCUGGAUUAUUUUUGGAGACAAACAUUAAAAGUCAUUUUCUGAGCUCUGAUUACAUAUUUUCAUUCAGGUGAACACUGGAGUCAGGAAGCAUGUGAUUUAUUUGAGAAGCUCAGUUGUUGUGCUCAAUGGAAAGUACUGAUGGCUAGAGUUGUGUAUUAUGAUGAUAGUGGAGUACCUUGUGUUGAACUUAUUGAUACAAAUAGUGAAGAAGUGAGUUGUACAUUUUUUAAAUAUUGAACCAACUGGACACUGUAAUAACCGCUUUGUCAACAUGUAGGAUGUGAACAUUGAGGAGAAACUGGUGGAAAAAGGAUUUGCUGUUUUUAAAGAAAAAGAAAUAUCAAAUCCUGAAGUGGAGGAUAACAGCAAGGUAGGAAUUAUAUUUCAAACAUUUUAAAGUUAUGCACUGUCUUCGUUUAGUCAUAAUUAAAUUAAAAAUUGACAGUGCAGAAUAAAUGAAGAAUAAUUUGUGACUUUUUCUCUUGCAGGUACCGAGUUCCUUCCAAUCUUCUGAUCCUGUAGUCGACCAAAUAAUUGCAGAACAGAAGGAGAUCGCUUUGGAACAAAUGAACGAACAAUUUCCAAAUCCUGCCUUUGAAAACGUUAGCUUCGAUAUGAACGAAUCAGAAAGCUUUGAAUUUCCCUCUCCUAUAACUCCAUCAGACCAGGAUAACGCCAAUGACAAAGCAGUUGUGAGUGAGACCAUCAUAGCACCAGAAGAACAUCAGGUCGUGUCUUGCGCUGAUAUUUCUCAACUGGAAAGUUUAUUUGGCAUGUUAAAUGUAGAGACCUCAAUGACAGAUGGGGCCGAAACAGACGGAAUGUUUGAGAACUUGAUAGAGGAACCUGAUUUAGACGAGAAAGUUUCCGAAAACACUCAAACGCAAGAAGGCAGUGUUUUUUCAGAACGUUACAUUUCCGAGAGCCUCAGUCAAGAAGGCGAACUCGAAAUAGGAGAAACUAUCAGCAACUCUGAGAAUCCCAGUCAAGAAUACGAACUUGAAAGUCCAGAAAUUCUCAGCUCUUCUGAGAAAAUUCAAGAAAAUUUCAAGAAACAUGAUCCAACAGCAAACCAAGUUUUAAGGAAUUUAGAUGCACGUGAGACAGUUUCGGAGAUUCCCGUUACAAGUUCCGUAAAUGUACAGGAAAUGUUUAUGGAACCCAUAACAAUUGCAAGUGUUCUUUUUACUGAACAUGUUGUUCCUGAAACUACUCCUGAGCAAGACAUGUUUGAUUCAACAACGGAGUUAAAGGAUUAUGACAAUGAUAAUUUAUCAAUGAGUAAAGACUUCACAAAUGAUCAUCCCAUCACGUCCACUCCCGAGUAUCGUCCGAACCACCAUUCGGAAAUCAACGUGAUAUCCACUUCCACUCCUAACCAAGAAGAAAAUGGCGGUACAUUGGAUAACGUCCUUCACCGACCAGAUUACGACCCCGACCGAGUUGAUCACGGCUUACGUCGGAGUUAUUCCGAAGAUCUUACUGAUGGAACUCUUACUGAUGGUAGUUUGAAUAAAAGCAAUUCGGAGAUCACCGUAUCACCGAGAGAAGAUGAAGAUCACAAGACCCAGUUAUCUUCACGAAGUUUGGGCAGUCUUUUAUCAGCUCCGCCUAGAGGUAGGGUACACUACAUAGCGCUGGUCUUCCUAGAGACCUCAUAUUGAUUAUCCAUUAUUGAUUCAUUAUUACCAUACGAAGAUACUUAAACUAACUUUAUUUAUGCUGGAUAGACUGAUAGUUUAUCAUAUCAGUUCUAAACCGUUUUCCCUGUAGGUUCAAUAGAGAUCAUCGUCCCUUGUUGAUCCAGUGUAGAAAAUCAGCUGUUGUUUGACAUAGUCAAACAGGAAACAUUCUUCUGACAUGUGACUGAGGCGUGAUUGAGUGACGAGUGUUUAGGGUUCAAGCUAAACUAUAUCAUGUUGUUUUAGGUAGUAAACGUGUGUUAGCGGCAAACUUUGGUCAAAUUCCGAGCAAUGGUAAGCAUGAGAGUGAUGACAGUGAUGAUGGUGACUCGGUCUAUUUGAGUGCUAAAGAAGACUCUGACUCAACUGGAUUUCUUAGCGCCAUUGGUUCAAAAAGCAACCUACGAUUUAAUGGUAGGUUGGUAUUGUGGGCGGAUUCUACGGUUUGGAUACCCGCGAACUUGAGGGGGCAGUAGGGAUAGCUAGCAAGAGGGGUGGAGGGUUGGUUGCUCCGUGUGCCUGGUUUGUUGGUAUCAUUUUCAUCACCCAAUUUUAUUCAAAUUUUUCCAGACACCGACAGUGACGCUACUCCGUCGGGAUAUCUCAGUGAACCUGAGGAUGACUCCAUCGAGAUAGCUGCUGAUGUGGAUGAUCAAACAAGGUAUGUCAGUAAUAUUCGUAAGGUAUAGGUGACUUUCACCCCAAAGGUUUCACUGUCGUACAAUUUUCUGAAUCAUUUACAUUUAGGUUAGACACGACGUUGUUGGUGGAAAGGUUAGAGCAAUAUGCAGAGAAGUAA
Messenger RNA from Paramuricea clavata, 6147 nucleotides. NCBI's taxonomy places the organism in Eukaryota, Metazoa, Cnidaria, Anthozoa, Malacalcyonacea, Plexauridae. The record is from the annotation of a GenBank genome assembly.